AUGUUAAGCGUAAACCAUUCGGUGGAAGAUAUCCACAGGUAUCCGUACCCACAGAGGACGUCCCAGAUCAACCCGAACAUGUCUACGACGAACAUUUUCCAGCUCAACCAUCCCAAGGCCGUGAGGAGCCCGUUGGGGUCUUACCAGCAAAUCACCCCACCAGCGUCCAACUCAUCUACGCCAGUGGCUGAACGCAGAGAGGGCUUCUUUACGCUUUCUGCUAACCCUUCUACUACCAGUCUAGAAAUCCCAAAGACAAAAGCUACCGGCUGGGCCUCGUGGCUUCCGGAGGUUGACGUGAAGGUGGUGACUUUGUGUGCUUUAUGGUAUGGCUUUUCCAUCGUGUCAAACAACUCCACAAAGGCUAUCCUUCUGCGGUUUUCAUACCCAGUCACUUUGACACAGUUUCAGUUUCUUUUGAACGCGUGUCUUUGCAUCGGCCUCUUUGCAGUGCUUUCCGUGGCUCCCUCGUGGGCUGCUCACUUCCCCCAGGCCUCCAUCCCUAAUUUGCAUGCUCUCGACCGUUCUGUCGUGAAGUUCCUCACGCCUAACGCGUUCAUCAUUUCCACUACUUUGCCUAUGGGCAUCUUCCAGUUUUUGGGCCACAUUACAAGCCAUAAGGCUACUUCCAUGAUACCCGUGUCACUUGUGCACACCAUCAAGUCCUUGUCUCCUAUCUCAACUGUGUUGAUCUAUAGAUUACUUCUCAGGACAAAGUUUAGAACUGUUACUUAUGUGACUCUUCUCCCUUUGAUUUUCGGUAUCAUGCUUACUUGCUACAAACCCAAGAACUUGAACACUGCCCCAGGCUACUUUAGCGGAUUGGGCUAUGCAUUCGUGUCCAUGUUAAUUUUCGUUUCCCAGAAUAUCUUUGCCAAGCAGCGCUUGACCGUAAAGAGUCUGGACGAAACAACUUCUCUCCCAUCUUACAAGGCCGGUGGUGAAAAGAAGCUCGACAAGUUGACCAUCUUGCUCUUUUGCUCGGUUAUUGGCUUCCUUUUCACCAUGCCAAUCUACCUUGUUUCCGAAUAUCGCAAUGAAGUGUUCUCCCUUGGACAGUUAUCACUUCCACUCGUUUCCUUGGUCGUUUUGAACGGCGUAUCCCACUUCUUACAAUCGCUUCUCGCUUUCCAGCUUCUCGGCACCAUUUCGCCUAUCAACUACUCGAUCGCUAACAUCAUGAAGCGUAUCGUUGUCAUUAUGUUUGCAUUCGUUUGGGAAGGUUCUUUCAGCUUUGUGGGUUACCAGAGCUAUGGUGUGCUUCUUACCAUUGCGGGCUUAUACUGCUACGACAAAUGGGGAAUGACCCAUAAACAGUAG
Molecule: messenger RNA, 1320 nt
Organism: Candidozyma haemuli
Lineage: Eukaryota; Fungi; Ascomycota; Pichiomycetes; Serinales; Metschnikowiaceae
Gene: SLY41
Product: Sly41p
Exons: 1
Coding region: 1-1320 (439 amino acids)
Biological process (GO): phosphoenolpyruvate transmembrane import into Golgi lumen
Cellular component (GO): Golgi apparatus; endoplasmic reticulum
Molecular function (GO): phosphoenolpyruvate transmembrane transporter activity; antiporter activity
Source: RefSeq, a predicted model, not a curated record